Messenger RNA from Gastrolobium bilobum, 1738 nucleotides. RefSeq lists its product as uncharacterized. Bases 182 to 1738 code for a protein of 518 amino acids. The transcript has 11 exons. The record is from RefSeq and is a predicted model, not a curated record. Lineage: Eukaryota; Viridiplantae; Streptophyta; Magnoliopsida; Fabales; Fabaceae.
CGCAGAUUCUCGUGUACGAAUUCGACAUAGGCGCUCUAACAGUGCUUCUGACAGGAACCCGAAAUUCUCAAGAGGUGGAGUUCUGCAUUCUAUAGAGAAAGACCAGGAUGAAUCUCUUGAAUCACCGCCUUCAGUGAGGGCUUCUAGGUUACAAAGUCCGUUGCAUGGCAACGUCACUUGUAUGAACAAGAAUAAUUUUUCAGGUCAUAGAGCAUCCUUGGAAAAAGAUGUUGAGCAGCUACAGUUACGCCUACAGCAGGAGAAAUCUAUGCGUAUCCUGCUCGAGGGAGCAAUGGGUCGAGCCUCAAGCACUUUAUCACCCGGACACAGGCACUUUGCUGCUCAGACAAAAGACUUAAUUGCUGAAAUUGAGUUACUUGAAGAAGAGGUUACAAGCCGUGAGCAGCAUGUGCUUGCUAUGUACAGGAGUAUUUUUGAACAGUGUGUUAGCCAGUCAUCUUCUGAACAAAAUUCUGGUGCGGCUUCACCAGCUCAUACAAGGCAUGAAUCCAGGAAGCAUCCAAGUAUAAUAUCAAGUGCUUUUUGUUCAUCAAAAAAGUUCCCCCUGCGACCCCUGCAAGCUAUGAUUUCUAACAAUGAAUUGAGGAAUAGAAUCUUUGGGUCAAGUCAUGCUCCUUUAUCAAGUAGCAAAGGCAAAGUUUAUUUUGGAAAGACUUGUACUGAUUCCACCAAGGUAGGAUAUAUUAGGAUUUCUAGAAUGGAGAAAACUCCAGUAUUGCGAACUUUAAAGGACCAUCUAUACCAGUGUCCAAGUAGGCUUUCUGAGGAGAUGGUGAGGUGUAUGGCAACUGUAUAUUGCUGGCUUCGAAGUGCAACUUCUGUGAAUACUGAAAAGAGCAGAUCACCUUUAUUGUCAAGGUCAUCCACUAAUGCUAUACCGCCUGGACAUGAUGUUGGAGAGAAUCGAGACUGUACUUGCAAAUCAGCAGUGGAAAUAUCUUGGAUAGCUACUCGUAAACGUCAUUCUUCUCAUGCUUCUUAUGCCAUCGACAACUACAGAGUUCUAGUUGAACAACUUGAAAGGGUGAAUAUCAGUCAAAUCGAACGUGAUGGACAAAUUGCGUUCUGGAUCAAUGUGCAUAAUGCUCUUGUGAUGCAUGCAUAUUUGGCAUAUGGAAUUCCCCAGGGCUCUCUCAGGAGGUUGGCCUUGUUUCACAAGGCUGCAUACAACAUUGGCGGUCAUAUCAUAAGUGCUAAUACCAUAGAACAAGCGAUAUUUUGCUUCCGAACACCCCGCAUUGGACGGUGGCUUGAAAGCAUUGUGUCCGCUGCACUGAGGAAGAAAAGUGGUGAAGAAAGACGGCUUAUCAACUCAAAAUUGGGUAUUACAGAUUCCGAGCCCCUUGUCUGCUUUGCCCUUUGCACUGGAGCAUUGUCAGAUCCUGCGCUAAAAGUUUACUCAGCAUCAAAUGUAAGGGAAGAGCUGAAUGUUGCUAAGAGAGAGUUUCUUCAAGCAAAUGUAGUUGUAAAGAAGUCAAGUAAAGUUUUUCUCCCUAAAUUGGUGGAAAGAUUUUCUAGAGAAGCAUCAAUCAGCAUAGAUGAUCUCCUUGGAUGGAUCAUGGAAAGUGUUGACGAGAAACUGCAUGAUUCAAUACAGAAGUGCCUUGAUCGUAAAUCCAACAAAAAGUCAUUUCAGAUCAUAGAAUGGCUGCCUUACAAUUCUAGGUUCAGGUACAUGUUCUCAAAGGAUCUAAUAGACACACCAUGGUUGCUCUGA